AUCCAUCCUCUCCAACCCCCUCCCCCCAAUCUUUUUAUUUUAUUAUUUUCUCCUCUAAGAGCAUCAAAAUAGAACAUCCACUAUAAAAGCCGUCUUUUCCCAUAACAAGUAAAAACACUAUAUUCCCAGAUCGAUUUUUAGUGUUUAUCGGCAAUUUCUGUAUUGGCAGCAAUCACGGUUAAGCAAAAAGCAAAAGAUAUCUAUGACUUUUUCUUCGUUUUUAUGAAGCCUGCCGCUCAUGUUUUGGGUCAUUCCUCACUAUUCACUCACCCCCGGCAGCCCAUCCCUCUUUGUGCUCCACUAUCGCCGCAACAGCAAUCGGGGCGGCGUCGGCUGCCGCAGUGCCGGGGCGAUCGAUCCUCGCCGGGGCUUUAGCAAGUUGUCCCGCUGACACUGUUCCUCGGGAAUACCUUUACUCAGUUACAGCCCUAAAACCAUCAAAUGUGAUUUGCCUUUUAACUGUUUCUUUUCAUGUUUUGGGAACAUUUAGUGUAGCACUUCGACUUCUUUAACGUUGAUUGUGAUGUGGUAAAUGAAUGGAUGAUUGUUUUUACGCGUGCGUUUUGGCGACAAGGAAUGAUACUACGAAUGUGGUGAACAUUCAUAGUGAGGGACAAAAAAAGAGUUAUUGGUUAUUUGGAUGUAUUUAAAUAAAUACAACAUAGAAUGAACACCUCUGUUUUAUAAACUAUUACAAUAAGUGCAUAUUAUGGGAAAGCAAAAUAGUAAGCUCAAGCCAGAAGUUCUUGAAGACCUUCGCCAGAACACAGAAUUCACAGAUGCCGAAAUACAGGAAUGGUACAAAGGCUUCUUGAAAGACUGUCCUAGUGGCCAUCUUUCGAUUGAGGAGUUCAAAAAAAUUUAUGGGAACUUUUUUCCGUAUGGUGAUGCAUCUAAGUUUGCAGAGCAUGUUUUUCGCACUUUUGAUGCGAACGGUGAUGGGACUAUUGACUUUAGAGAAUUUUUAUGUGCUUUAAGUGUCACUUCUAGGGGAAAGUUAGAACAGAAAUUAAAAUGGGCAUUCAGUAUGUAUGACCUUGAUGGAAAUGGAUAUAUAUCACGCCAAGAAAUGUUAGAAAUAGUAACUGCUAUUUACAAAAUGGUUGGUUCUGUCAUGAAAAUGCCAGAAGAUGAAUCUACUCCAGAAAAGAGAACAGACAAAAUAUUCAGGCAAAUGGACAAAAACAUGGAUGGGAAACUUUCUCUCGAUGAAUUCAUAGAAGGUGCCAAGAGUGAUCCAUCUAUUGUAAGGCUACUACAAUGCGAUCCUCAGUCUUCACAUUGACCAGGAGAGAGCACAUUUUCAAUGCAUCCCAUAAUUCUUCAUAGUGUGGCUGAGCUCACUUGUGGAAAGUGCCCUCUAUAUUAUAACAAAAUGCAUUGCCUGUCUUAGACGAGCUGUGCCUUUGCGGAUCAAUUCUAAUAAAUUACUGAACAGGAAACGUGGCCAUUGAAUUGUGGGAUGUAGAAGCCUUUCAAUAACCUUUUGACAUAUAUGCUGUUUUUAUUCUAAUUACGCUUUUGAUUACAAAAUGUUUGUAGCUCUGUGUUUCAUCUGUAUCAACAAAUAAUUUUUAAUUCUUCUCAUUUUUAUAGCAAAUACAUACAUUCUUGCCAACUCUCUUACAAAAUUGAUAACUGGAGAUUACUUUUAUUUUUUCGCAAUUAAAAAAUCGAUUAUAUUUUUUUUGUAUGUCUACAAAACUAUUUAGAUAGUUUUGUUUUUA
Molecule: messenger RNA, 1727 nt
Organism: Parasteatoda tepidariorum (common house spider)
Lineage: Eukaryota; Metazoa; Arthropoda; Arachnida; Araneae; Theridiidae
Product: neurocalcin homolog
Molecular function (GO): calcium ion binding
Source: RefSeq, a predicted model, not a curated record